CCACUCCAUUCCUUUGCCUCUAGAAGCUCAGAAGGCUACAAAGAACUUGAAGAGCUAAGAUGCCACGGACCUGGUACCUGUGGGUUGCAAUUGGGGCCCUUCUGGCUGUAGCUACGGCUCAAUACAGGACCGGGGGCAGGAACAGGAGCAACAGGUGGGGGCAAAACUGGAGCCAGAAGCACUCCUCCUACAAGACUUGGAACUCCAGACUUUACCCACAGUGGAGGCAAGGAGACGCCAGGCAGAGGAACUGCUGGAGAGGUGGUGAUGUGACGUUUGACAUCAGCAACGAUGCCCCAACUAUAACAGGUGCCAAAGCCACGUUCAGCAUUGCCCUGCGCUUCCCUGGCAACCAGACGGUUCUACCAGAUGGAAGCAUAGUGUGGAACCAGAACUGCACCAUAAAUGGUACCCAUGUGAUGCAAGGAGAACCCGUCUUCCCCAAUCAGGAGACUGACAACUCGGACUGCUUCUUUCCUGAUGGGCAGCCCUUCUCUCAGAGCGACCGCCGCAAGCAUGGCAAGUUCGUCUACGUCUGGCAAGCAUGGGGGCGGUAUUGGCAGGUGGUAGAUGGCCCCUCGUCCCUGCUGACUGUUGAGACAGGUGAUGUACCCCUGGGCUCCUACACCAUGGAAGUGGAGGUCUAUCACUACCGGGGACGUGAGAAAUUCAUCCCUAUCGGUAGCACCUCUUCAGAGUUCAGCAUCACCGACCAGAUCCCGUUCAACGUGGACAUCGCACAAGUGCUGGAUGUCGACGAGACCGACGGCCGCUUUGUGCGCAACCGGGCCAUCGCCUUUGGCGUGCGCCUCCACGACCCCAGCCAAUACCUGCGCGACGCCGACAUCUCCUACUCCUGGGAUUUCGGCGACCAGAGCGGGACUCUGAUAUCGCGGGCCGCCAUGGUCACCCACACCUACCUUGCCGCCGGCACCUUCAGCCCACGCGUCAUCCUCCAGGCCGCCAUCCCCUUGGCCGAUUGCGGAAGCAGCACCACGGAGGAGCCGUCCGUCGCCCCCACAGCAGACCCGAGCGGCACCACGGCUCAGAGCGGCACCACGGCCCAAGGCACCGCGGCCUUGCCCACCGUCAGCAGCAUAACUGGGUCAGGAUCCGCAGGCGUCCCAACCUCAGCCCCAGCCUCCGGGACGACUCAGCAGCAACCCGAGACUAGUUCUUUGGCUACUGCAGCUACUGCAGGCACUGCCACAGUAGUCAGUGCUGUGCCCGAAGGGGCAGAUUUAGCCGUAGCGUCUGUAGAGCCUGUGAACGAUGCCUCUGUGGCCCCAGCUGAAGAAGCUACAGGCAUUACGGACCCUGUAACUGUUGCCACGGCAGUGGCAGCAUCCCUCCCAGCCACCGUGGCUUCUGCAUCUGUGUCCACCGCAGUGGCUGCAUCUCUGCCAGGCACUGUGGCGCCCGAUUCUCCCUCUGCAGCGGCGCCUGAAGAUGACCCGGGCACUCUGGCGCCCACGGUUUUGUCUCCAGCGGCAUCUACAGCUGAGCUUCCUGGGGCAUCGACAACACUCCCUAGUGUGGCCGACACUCCACUCUCUCCAUCAGCAGCAGAUGCCGCUGAAGAUGCAGCAACCAUCGACCUGACUGUAUCCAUUGUCCCAGAUGCUGGAACGGUGGCGACUGGAGUGGUCCAGGUCUUGGUGAAACGCCAGGCACCUGCUGGCUGCCUCCUCUACCGCUAUGGGACCUUUGAAACCAACCUGGACAUUGUCCAGGGCAUCGAAGGUGUUGAAAUUGUGGAGGUGGUGCCAUUGGUGUCAGCUGUUGCUGAGAACACAGUAGAUCUCACAGUGACGUGCCAAGGAAGCCUCCCUGAGCAAGUCUGCACAACCAUCUCGGACCCCGAUUGCUUGACAGCCCAGGAGACUGUGUGCAUCCCGGCCCAGCCCAGCCCCGACUGCCAGUUGGUUCUGCGCCAGGCCUUCAACCAGUCUGGCAUCUACUGCGUCAACGUCUCCCUGGCUGAUGCCAACAGCCUGGCUGUGGCCAGCACCCAAGUCAGCAUCCAGGCAGCAAGAACUUCAGGCUCAGCCCAAAUUGCACUAGUUGUUGGAGUGGUGCUGGUCGCUGCUGCCUUAGGGGCUGUUGCCUAUACCUACAGGCAUGUGAAAUACACACCCCUCCGUGCUGCGACAUCAGCCAGCACCUCUCCCAGCAGCUGGUUACCUGACCGCACCACUGUACGCCUCUUCCUACGCCAGGCUUUUGGGCAGGGGGCCAGUGGGGAAAGCAGCCCACUGCUGAGUGGCAAUGUGAUCUAAAGAUGGAGACGAAGGCCAAGGAAGCCAACUGAAGCCUUGCUGACUACUGAACCAGAUGCCUCGUGGAGCCAGCCCUGAGAAAGGAGAUAGUGUCCUCCUCCUCCUCUGCAGUUCUUCCACCCUAAACUGACCCCGCCCAGCAUUCUUGUUCUUUUUUAAAAAUUACCUGCUAAGUAAACACUCAGACUCCUUGA
Messenger RNA from Lacerta agilis (Sand lizard), 2473 nucleotides. RefSeq names its product premelanosome protein (gene PMEL). NCBI's taxonomy places the organism in Eukaryota, Metazoa, Chordata, Lepidosauria, Squamata, Lacertidae. The transcript has 12 exons. The record is from RefSeq and is a predicted model, not a curated record. Gene Ontology annotation, cellular component: melanosome. Gene Ontology annotation, biological process: melanosome organization. The coding region runs from base 60 to 2279 and encodes 739 amino acids.